Messenger RNA from Fomitiporia mediterranea MF3/22, 2682 nucleotides. Its product is annotated as Zn-dependent exopeptidase. The transcript is spliced from 15 exons. Bases 58 to 2553 code for a protein of 831 amino acids. The record is from RefSeq and is a predicted model, not a curated record. Gene Ontology annotation, molecular function: peptidase activity; protein binding. Gene Ontology annotation, biological process: glutathione catabolic process; proteolysis. Lineage: Eukaryota; Fungi; Basidiomycota; Agaricomycetes; Hymenochaetales; Hymenochaetaceae.
GCAACAUCAGCGUCACUCAGUCUUGCCCUGCCUCGGGAAGCUCUAAUUCCAGCACUUAUGCAUACGCUCCGGUCCGAGACGAGUUCUGUGCUAAGCGUCACAGCAGACGAGAAUUACUUCUUCAGCGGGAGCCAGGGCUAUGAUAUAUACGUGUGGGACAGACGAACACUAGCUAUGAAGACGACUUUACGUGGUCAUACCGGUAGCGUACUGGCUCUGGAACUCGCAAAGGACAAGGGAUGGUUAAUUAGCUCGUCGGGUGACAGUACCGUCAGAGUCUGGUGUACGUCACAGUUGGCACCGUUGUACAUAUUGAACCCGUACCUGGAGUCGGAUUCGGGCGACAUUUUCUGCCUUUGUUAUGCGCCGAGCUUGCAGACAGUCUACUUUGGUUGCCAAAACACUUCUUUACAAUGGUUUGACUUCACCUCCCUUGCGACUGAACAAUCGGCGUGCCCGUGUUCUGAUGGCCCUGAUGGUUUCAAUGGCCCCUUAAUUUUACGGGAGUCCGAUAUCCGUCCCGGAUCCAAGAGGAACAAAUUCUUCGCAGAUGGCAUCGCGAGUGGACAGGCAACACCAACUCCGCUGUGUGAUAAGGGCGUACCGAAACCAAAGGCUGUAUUCCAAGUGCGGAGCUCAAAUGUGAUUGAUUCCGCUCAUUAUGGAUAUGUGUACUCCAUGGCUCUGUUACCGUCACCGCUAGAGAGUAAUGCCGAAAGAGAAGACAAGGUCAUGGAUCAAGUACUUCUGAUCACCGGUAGCGGUGAUGAGACUGUCAAACUAUGGCAAUGCACCCGUUCUGGACCCGAAUUGGUUCAUACAUUCGAAGCGGAUGCUGGAGCUGUCUUGUCUCUCGUAGCCCGGUACGAGACAGUUUUUGCUGGGUGCCAGGAUGGUCACGUCAAGGUUUUCGAUUUGGGUACGAAGACACUUGUGAGGACACUUAUUGCGCAAGAGGGUGUAGACAUACUUUCGUUAUCAAUGAUCGACACGGACUUAUACAGCUGCUCGGCAAACGGACAAAUUCAGAGGUGGUCGGCAAGCUUUGAUUGUACUGCAUCCUGGCACGCACAUGAUGGGAUCUUAUUGUCGUCCGUCAUCACCCGCAGUGUCAAAAGUGAUUCUUGGCGCCUAGUCACUGGUGGAAAUGAUAAUUGUAUUAAGCUUUGGCACAUUGAAAGACCGAAGUUGCGACAAGAUAUUUCAGUAGAUAAUCAAAAUGGCCUGCAUAACUCCAUUGGCUGGCUCAGCAUGCAAGAUACGAUGUUACAUGCCCUUUCCAAGUUUAUCUCAAUACCUAGCGUUAGCAGCGAGCGUAAACAUCGCGAAGACUGCCGUCAGGCGGCAAUUUGGCUGAAGAAAUGUCUCACGCAGCUCGGUGCUGAAUCGUCUCUACUACCGACGGAAGAGGGGUGCAAUCCUCUUGUGCUAGCAACAUUCCAUGGUUCUCAAAGCAAACAGGAUCGACCCCGCAUUCUCUUUUACGGACAUUACGAUAUUAUGGCUGCUCCCUCUGACGGUUGGAACACUGACCCAUUUAUCUUGACUGGUCGAGAUGGUUACUAUUAUGGUCGUGGUGCGACCGACAACAAGGGUCCGAUUCUUGCGGCUGCAUGCGCUGCGUCAGAGUUAUUAUCACAUCGUGCACUUGGGUGCGAUAUCGUGUUCCUCAUUGAAGGGGAAGAGGAAGCGGGCAGUGUUGGAUUUGAUGCUGCUGUGAGGCGAAACAAGGAGAAGUUUGGUCGUAUCGAUGCAAUACUUGUUAGUAAUUCGACUUGGAUAAGCGAGGAUCGACCAUGUAUCACGUACGGCAUGCGUGGUGUAGUUCAUUGCAGCAUUGAAAUUUCGAGUGGACUACCUGACCUUCAUUCCGGUGUGGAUGGAGGCGCUGUAAGGGAACCUAUGUUUGACAUGAUCGGACUCCUGUCUAGGCUUUCGGAGGGACAGCAUGUUCUUAUUCCCGGAUUCUACGAUGCCGUCCAGCCAAGGACCGAAAAGGAGUUUGACCUUUACAAGCUGCUCUCUACAGUAACCGGGGAAGCAGCAUCUUCGUUUACUGCAAAAUGGAGAGAACCGUCGCUAAGCAUACAUAGUCUGGAGGUGUCUGGUCCCGGAAAUCCCACCGUCAUUCCUGCGAAGGUGAAGGCCAAAAUCUCAUUGCGCAUUGUUCCCAAUCAGCACUUGGAUACAAUUGCUUCUUUACUUCGAGAACACCUACUAAGUUCAUUCGAAGCCGUCAAAUCACCCAAUAAGAUUAAGGUAAACAUCGACAAUGCUACGGAUUGGUGGCUUGGCGAUGUUGAAGGAGACUGGUUCAAAGCGCUGGAGAAGGCAAUCAAGGAUGAAUGGGGUGUCACACCACUUCGGAUCCGUGAAGGCGGCUCUAUUCCCUCCGUUCCGUAUCUCGAGAAGGAGUUCAAAUGCCAAGCGUUGCACCUCCCGCUUGGCCAGAGUACCGAUCGAGCCCAUCUAAAUAAUGAGCGUAUUUCCUUGGAUAACCUGCGCCGAGGGAAAUCUGUUAUCGAGCGCUUCUUGAAGGCCAUAUCGACAUAAAGGGUAUGAAACUCUCAUGAGUGUUGUUAAACUAUCAUAGCAUCCGUAAUCUAUUGGAGAAGCCUUAUAACCUCUUUUCGCAACAUAUAGUACUACUACUAGCUCCUCUUAUGUUUUAUCGUUAUCAAU